Messenger RNA from Theobroma cacao (cacao), 874 nucleotides. RefSeq names its product mRNA splicing factor, thioredoxin-like U5 snRNP (gene YLS8). NCBI's taxonomy places the organism in Eukaryota, Viridiplantae, Streptophyta, Magnoliopsida, Malvales, Malvaceae. Gene Ontology annotation, biological process: mRNA splicing, via spliceosome. Gene Ontology annotation, cellular component: spliceosomal complex; U4/U6 x U5 tri-snRNP complex; U5 snRNP. The record is from RefSeq and is a predicted model, not a curated record.
UUAGCAAAUAUGCUCGAUUGCGCCGGCUUGCGUGUCAACGCAUUGGGCUAACUCUACCGACAUUUCAAAAUGUUUGGUUUAUAAACUAGGGUUUCAGACCCAAAAUUAGAGGGCAAAAGCAUUUCAUCGGUGAAAAGGAAAUUUAGAUUUUGGAGAGAGAGGGGAAACGAAGUAACGAUGUCGUAUCUGCUACCACAUCUGCACUCCGGAUGGGCUGUAGAUCAGGCCAUCCUGGCGGAGGAAGAGCGUCUCGUUGUCAUCCGAUUCGGCCACGACUGGGACGAAACCUGCAUGCAGAUGGAUGAAGUGCUUGCUUCAGUUGCCGAAACGAUAAAGAACUUUGCUGUGAUUUAUCUUGUGGACAUAACAGAAGUGCCUGAUUUUAACACAAUGUAUGAGCUGUACGAUCCUUCCACGGUCAUGUUCUUCUUCAGAAACAAGCAUAUUAUGAUUGAUCUUGGCACUGGAAAUAACAACAAGAUUAACUGGGCUCUCAAGGACAAGCAGGAGUUCAUAGACAUUGUUGAGACUGUAUACCGUGGGGCAAGGAAGGGUCGUGGUCUAGUAAUUGCUCCAAAAGAUUACUCUACUAAGUACCGCUACUGAGUAUUCUUGCAAGCUGUAGUGGAUCAGAUAGAUAUAUGAUCUACUUUUGCAAACUUGAUGCAGAGUAUUUCAUUAGAAAUUAUCUGGAUGUGAAUGUCAUUGGCAAUGAUUGCAUGUAUUUGGAAGAUGAAAAUUUGAAGCAUUUCUUGUGUUUGUGAUGCAUGUUACCGGUAUAGCAUCUUGUGCUUGUACUACAGACAUUCGAGCGCUGCACUGCUACCGAAAGGUAUGGUAUGUGAAAGCAUGAAAUUAAAUAUCAAUUCUAAUA